Drosophila hydei is the source of this 916-nucleotide messenger RNA. RefSeq names its product keratinocyte proline-rich protein-like. Bases 49 to 837 code for a protein of 262 amino acids. The transcript has 3 exons. The record is from RefSeq and is a predicted model, not a curated record. Lineage: Eukaryota; Metazoa; Arthropoda; Insecta; Diptera; Drosophilidae.
GCAUGCCAGCCACAGCCAGCAUGCCAGCCACAGCCAGCAUGCCAGCCCAUGACCAGCUCAGGCCCAGUUUACUACUCACAAAUGCCGCAGUCCGAUUACUCCAAUUGUUUAGACAUUGAGGGCUUCAUAAAGCAGGUGCUGGAAAAGCAACAGUAUUAUAAUUCCAACUCUUUGUCUGGCUGCUCGCCACCGUCUCAGAGUAUAGGUGCUGGCAUGGCCAUGGACUGUGGUCCCAACUCGAAUCCAACACCUUGGUUAAGGUCCGUCAAUGCUUCGCUGCAGGAUCAGACUGUCUACACCGCGGACUAUAAGCCCGUCACUGCGCCGGGCAACAAUUUCAAUCACUUUCCCAAGUGUGACACCUGCGGCGAUCGCGCCAGCUGCGACGGCUGCAGCACCUGCUGCAACUGCUUGAGCUAUGCGCCUCCAGUAAGUUAUUGUGUUCCUGCGCCCUGCAUGAUGAUGCCCCCAUCAACUAGCUACUCGAUGCUUCCAUGUGCUGACUCUGGUCCUGCUGCGCCCAGCAUGCCGUGUAACUAUGUCUGUUCAGCGCCUUGCCCUAUGCCUUGCCCUAUGCCUUGCCCUAUGCCUUGCCCUAUGCCUUGCCCUAUGCCUUGCCCUAUGCCCUGCCCCAUGCCCAAUCCCAUGUCCUGCCCCAUGCCCAAUACCAUGUCCUGCCCCAUGCCCAAUCCGUCUAGCGCAGCUCCUUACAAUGCCUCCUGCUUCGGUGCUCCUUAUGAAAUGCCAAUUGACGGCGACUCCGAUUCGCUGUCACUCAAGAAUUUCGUAAACCAAUCAACCAGCUGUAAUCUCAGCCAAUACUCGAGUUUGAAAUGACCGCCAAGCUGCAACUGUUCGAUUAAUAUAUAUUUAAAUAAUUUUAGAUAAAAGAGAAAAAUAUGUGGUUAAGAAGCUA